CGGCGCCCGCCGCGCACGCUUCCCAAGAGAGCCGCGACGCGCGACACGGUAAUCAAGGUCGCUAGUCCACCGCGACUCAAGCUCAACUCGGACCGCCCGCACGUUUCCAAUAGAUGAGAUCUACGGGGCCACGACAAGAUGGCAUCUUUCAAAGACUGGCUCACAGUAACCUGGGCCCAGAGCGGGAUGCAACUUCAACCAGACGCAGAAGGAGACGACUCGCUCAGGGGACGGUACGGUCGCGCCGGCAGCCUAGCGGCGACCCCUGGUGAGAAGCUGAUGGAACUGCUCCGUCCGAGUGCGGGCACCCCACGCCGGCACUCCACGGCGGCCUGCGCGUCUGCCCAGCCACGGCCCUCGGGCUUCGUCUACUGCCCGUCGGAUGCGCUGCCCUACUGCCCACCCUCGCGGCUCGUGCCUCCUAGACCUGUUAUUCCCUUGUUACAGUUACCACCGCCGAUCCAGCCUGUGCCGCCGCCGCAGCCGCCACCGGUGCCGCAGCGGACCGCGCCCGUGGUGACGCCGCUGCCGGUGCCGCCCGCGCCGCCCCGUAGGUCCUCACCACAACCACCGAAGCGUGUCCCACCACCUACACCACCACGGCCGAUAUCAAAUGAAACAACCGGGAUCCGAAGGAACCCGCCUCCCCGAAUUGACUGCAGCCGCAACCCGCCGCCACCACAACAGCAACCGCCGCUGCCCAGAAGGCCGCCGCAAAAGAUGCCAGACAACCCACUACCGCCGCCACAGCAAAACCAACAAAUAAAGCGGUCCCCGAGCUCCGGGUCAAACAUAAGCGUGCGCCAAGAUUCAAACGUGUCGUCGGACUCUUUCAGUCAGACUUCCUCCCCAUCGUAUACGACGAAAACUAUGGAAGCACCAUUGCUUCCUCAGCAGCAUUUGAAUAAAAGCCUAAACGCGAAGAUAGCGCGUGGCCUCUUGUUGAAGGAACAACAGGAGAAGGAGAAUGCUAAUUCGUCCAUCACCAAGAGCAUGUCGACACCGGCAUCGCUACAGACUAUUGUGAGAUUUCAAAAUGGCAGCAACAUGUCUCUGCAUCAUCGGAUGCUUCGCGACAUGAGAGGGCCGAGCACAGAGAGUUCAGCCCACAGAUUCAGAAUGAUGCAACUGGCCCUCAACGCAGUAGCCUUACUGGCUAUCACCGGGGCCCUCUUCGCGUACUUUCGAGCGAACCCGGCUGUACAGUACGUAUCACAAGUGGUGAACCGUUCCACCGUGGUGACCUGGCCGGCGCCGACCGAGCCGCCCGGCGCGCGCAAUCCGGCGCCCGGCGUAUGUCUGCCUGUGAUCGUCAGCUUCUGCCAUCAGCAUCGGAUAUCGUAUAACUUCACGGUGUUCCCGAACUAUAUUGGACACUUCGGGCAGCGGGAUGCUCAGCAGGAUUUAGAGAUCUACGAUGCAGUGGUGGACGUGCGCUGCUACGAGUUGACAGCGCUGUUCCUGUGUUCCCUGUUCGUCCCCAAAUGUGGGCCCUUGGGCCACAUGGUGCGGCCCUGCAGGAGCCUGUGUCAAGAAACAAUGCGCCGCUGCGGUUUCUUCCUGGAAGUGUUCGGUUUGUCAAUGCCGGACUACCUCCAGUGCGAUAUCUUUCCGGAGUCGACUGACACCGAUGUGUGUCUGGGGAACAAGGAGGUGAAGGACGCUAAGGUUCGAGCUGCUAAACCAGUCUGCCAAUCCGGCUUCCAAUGCGAUACGAAUCGCUGUAUCCCGCACGACUGGCGUUGCGACGGGCACGUCGACUGCGCAGACAGGUCCGACGAGCUGAACUGCCGCGUGUGCAAGCGCUCUGGCGACGUACACUGCGGCAACCAGCGGUGCAUCUCACAGGCGCAUCUGUGUGAUGGCAAAGUGGACUGUCCGUGGGGGCAGGAUGAGCGGAAUUGCUUACGGCUAAGCGAGUCAAACGGAGAUGUAGGGGCCGGCGAAGUACAAGUAUACCGAGCGGCGAACCAGUCCUGGUUCCCUGCGUGCCUCGCCGCCGCGCCCUUGGACAGAGACACCGCUGCCGAGAUUUGUUCCAUGCUUGGAUACACAAUCGUCAACAAGAGCAGAGUAAUCGGCGGAGCAGCCAGAGCUGGUCGCACGCACCCUCUCACACCGAACGCCCUGCAGGCGGGGCAGUCGCUCAUCCACGGCGUAGCGCAGUCCUACAGAGCCUUCCAGAGGAGCGAGGGAGGCUUGCUGCGUGAGCUCAAAGAUUGUAGGCACGAUUCUAAGAAGAUACACCUCAUUUGUAAUAACUAUGAAUGCGGCAAGCGUAGAACCAUAGCAUCAGCCACAAAACGUAUAGUGGGGGGUGUGGAAGCGUCGCCCGGGGACUGGCCGUUCCUCGCGGCGAUCCUCGGCGGGCCGGAGGAGGUGUUCUACUGCGCGGGAGUGCUCGUGGCCGACCAGUGGGUGCUCACAGCUUCGCAUUGUGUUGGCAAUCACUCAGAUGUAAAUGGCUGGACCAUACAACUGGGGAUCACGCGUCGGCGAUCGCACGCGUACUACGGCCAGAAGGUGAAAGUUAGGAGAGUGGUCCCCCAUCCGCUGUACAACGUGGGAGUCGCUCAUGAUAACGAUAUCGCACUGUUUCAGUUGGCAGUGCGAGUCCGCUACCACGAACACCUAUCGCCCGUGUGUUUACCCCCUGCGCGGCGAGCGUUACAACCUGGCACUUUAUGUACCGUCAUCGGUUGGGGCAAGCGGACUGAUAAGGACAUGUCAGAAUACGAACCAGCAGUAAACGAGGUAGAGGUCCCAGUUCUGAAUCGGGACCUUUGCAACCAGUGGCUGGAGCACCGCGACCUCAACGUCACAGAGGGGAUGAUCUGCGCUGGCUAUCCGGAAGGCGGCAAGGACGCUUGUCAGGGGGAUUCCGGCGGCCCUCUCCUCUGCAAGGACCCGGACGAUCAAUCGCGCUGGUAUGUUGGCGGCAUCGUGUCGUGGGGUAUAAAGUGCGCCCACCCGCGCCUGCCCGGCGUGUACGCGUACGUGCCCAAGUACAUCCCGUGGAUACAGAAACAGAUCAACUUGUACAACGACGAAAAUGCCCCAUCAGAACCUGAUAUAUGAGGCAACCACGGAUAGACGAAUAUACGCAACUCUGAGAUUUUAAUUAUUUUAUACUAAGAUAUAUUUAUACACGUAAACUUUUAAUUACAUAGAAUUUUAUGAGAA
Molecule: messenger RNA, 3183 nt
Organism: Colias croceus (clouded yellow)
Lineage: Eukaryota; Metazoa; Arthropoda; Insecta; Lepidoptera; Pieridae
Gene: Corin
Product: atrial natriuretic peptide-converting enzyme
Exons: 17
Coding region: 139-3078 (979 amino acids)
Biological process (GO): proteolysis
Cellular component (GO): membrane
Molecular function (GO): protein binding; serine-type endopeptidase activity
Source: RefSeq, a predicted model, not a curated record